Molecule: messenger RNA, 1417 nt
Organism: Carya illinoinensis
Lineage: Eukaryota; Viridiplantae; Streptophyta; Magnoliopsida; Fagales; Juglandaceae
Product: E3 ubiquitin-protein ligase RDUF2-like
Exons: 1
Coding region: 140-1258 (372 amino acids)
Biological process (GO): protein ubiquitination
Cellular component (GO): cytoplasm
Molecular function (GO): ubiquitin protein ligase activity
Source: RefSeq, a predicted model, not a curated record
UUUACACAUUUUCUCAAGCCCAUCUCUGUUUUCUUCUCAAGUGUGUUUUCUUUCUCUCAAACCGUGUUUUUUCUCCCUGCUCGCACUCGCCGGAGAUCUGAAGCUUCUGAAUUCGAUCUUACAGUUUUAGUGAAGGGAGAUGUCAUCGCCUGCGACGUCGUAUUGGUGUUACAGAUGCACGCGCUUCGUUCGCAUGUGGACCCAAGAUAACGCCAUCACCUGUCCCCACUGCGACGGAGGGUUCAUCGAGGAGAUUCAGGCCACGCCUUCAUCGGAUAAUCCCCACCGUCGAUUCGCAGCCUCCGCCAUGUACUUGUUCGGAAACAACGGUCAAGAUUCUGAUCAGACCCCGAGCCUGGGAUCCCGCCGUAGCCGCCGAAGCUCCGGUAGCCGGUCACCGUUUAAUCCGGUCAUCGUACUCCGUGGGGGUACGGGGGAUUCUGCGGGGGAUGGGGAUGGAGAGAGGAACAGUUUCGAGUUGUACUACGACGAUGGUGCUGGGUCCGGGCUUCGUCCACUGCCGGCGACCAUGUCGGAGUUCUUGAUGGGCUCGGGCUUCGAUCGUUUGCUGGAGCAGCUUGCCCAGAUCGAAGUAACCGGAUUCGGGCGUCCCGAGAAUCCGCCUGCAUCGAAGGCAGCGAUAGAGUCUUUACCCACGAUCGAAAUUGCGGAUAGCCACGUUGGCUCUGAGUCUCACUGCGCCGUCUGCAAGGAAGCUUUCGAUCUUGGCGCGGAGGCCCGCGAGAUGCCGUGUAAGCACAUAUACCACUCGGACUGUAUCCUUCCCUGGCUUUCUCUAAGAAACUCGUGCCCGGUUUGCCGGCACGAGUUGCCGAGCGAGCGUAACGAGGGUGAUAACUCUGAGGAGGAGACGGUGGGGUUAACCAUAUGGAGGCUACCGGGAGGUGGGUUUGCGGUGGGGAGGUUUUCUGGGGGAAGAAGAGCAGCCGCGGAGAGAGAACUACCGGUUGUGUACACGGAAAUGGAUGGUGGCUUCGGGGCAAGUGGGGCUCCGAGAAGGGUUUCGUGGGUUUCGAGACGGAGUAGAGGAAGAGAGAGUGGUGGAUUUCGCAGGGCUUUCCGCAAUUUUUUCUCCUUCCUGAGGUUUAGGCCCAAUUCUUCAUCUUCGAACUCUGGGUCCGAAUCUCGGUCUAUGAGCAGAAGCCAUAGUCAUUCGGGUUCGGUGUUCAGUAGGUAUGUAAGAAGGCGGAGCAGCGCUUGGGUUUUGGAGGAUCAGAGUAGGAAUGGGAGGUGGUGAUUUUUUUUCUUUCUUUUCUGGGUAUAAAUGACAAAUUUUUGGAUUUUUUUUUCGUUUCUUUUAUAUAUCCCGGUUAACUGGGAUCGAUAUAUAGAAAGCAGUGGUCUUUUUGGCUGUACAUAGCUUUGAAUUUGGCGAUAAUUUCGAUUUGGUUCUUUA